AUGGAUAUCAGGAAGAUGAACCUGACCCUAUUACUUCUUACACCCUUCAUCAUUAUGAGUCAUUUGCAUGCCCAAUCCAAUCCAUCACAUAACAAUGGUCUCAUUGUGGCAAAGGAGAUUCCGGUAGGACUGAUUCUUGAUUUGGGAUCAUGGGUGGGGAAGACUGUUCAUAGCUGCAUUACGAUGGCUAUUUCUGAUUUUUACGCUCAAAAUAGUCACUACAAAAAGAGGAUAGUUCUGCACACAAGGGAUUCCCAAGGAGAACCCCUGCACGCUUUAUCAGCAGCUCUUGAUCUUUUGCAAAAUAACAAGGUACAAGCCAUCGUUGGCCUGGAAACGCCAAUGGAAGCAAAGUUUUUAGCCCCAUUGGGAGACAAAGCCAAAGUUCCUAUCCUUUCUUUUACCACAAUUCCUUCAUCCUCCAUUAAGUACCCUUAUCUUAUUCAAAUUACAGAAGAUGAAACCACUCACUUUAAAGGCGUCGCUACCAUUGUAGAAUCGUUUAAAUGGAGGGGUGUCAUUUUUAUAAACGAGGACACUGAUCAUGGGAGGGAAAUCUUACCAUAUUUAAUCGAGUCCUUCCUGGAGAAAAACCUCCAUAUAGCUCAUAGAACUGCCAUUUCUCCCUCAGCCAAUGAUCAUCAAAUCCUUCAAGAAUUGCAUAAGCACAGGAGUAUGCAAGCAGCGAUAUUUAUUGUGCAUAUGUCACCUUCUCUUGCAUCUCGCCUCUUCUUGAAUGUGAAAAGGUUGGGAAUGAUGAGUGGAGGAUAUGCUUGGAUUAUAACGGAAACGACCAUGAAUCUUUUGCAUUCCGCGGAUUCAGAAGUCAUCAAAUCAUUGCAAGGGGUAUUGGGUUUCAAGUCUUACAUUCCAUCAUCAAGGGAGCUGCACAACUUUACUAGAAGGUGGAAACAUGAAUUGUAUACCAAGGACCCUACAAUGGAAGUGAACGAUUUAAAUGUGUUUGGCAUAUGGGCAUAUGAUGGAAUUUGGGCACUGGCAAAGGCUGUUGAGAGGGUAGGGACUGAAUCUCCACCUGUAACGAAUAAUCAAGGCACGGGAUUGAGAUUAUUUGACUUGGCUGAAAUCAGUGUCUCUCAAAGUGGCAGGACACUUCUAAAUGAGAUACUGCAAACCAAAUUUAGGGGUUUAAGUGGUGAGUUUCAGAUUAUGAAUGGAAAGCUGAAAUCGCAGGAAUUUGAAAUAGUGAAUGUCAUAGGCAAGGGGGAGAGAACAGUAGGAUUUUGGACGUCAACAGAUGGAAUCAAGAGAGAAAUGUACCGAUCGGUCCACGGUCUUGAAACCAUUAUAUGGCCAGGCGGGUCUACAAUUAUUCCAAAAGGUUGGAUGAUGUCAAUGAGUGGCAAAAAGCUCAGGGUUGGUGUUCCAACAAAUCCAGGGUUCAAGGAGUUGGUACAUGUGGACCAAAAUCAAGCUAAUGAAACAACUGUCACUGGUUUCUGUAUAGCUGUGUUUAAGGCUGCCAUUGAAGCCUUACCAUUCGAAGUACCUUAUGAAUUUAUUCCAUUUGUGGGUGCCGAUGGAAAGAAUUUAGGAACGUACAAUGAUCUUACGGAUCAGGUCUAUCUACAGGUAUGUCUAGUUCCCUCGUAG
Molecule: messenger RNA, 1614 nt
Organism: Ilex paraguariensis (yerba mate)
Lineage: Eukaryota; Viridiplantae; Streptophyta; Magnoliopsida; Aquifoliales; Aquifoliaceae
Source: the annotation of a GenBank genome assembly